ACAUCGUAAACCGAAACAGGCGUUAUAAAUUGGGAGGGAGGUAGUAGAUAUUAUCUUGGUCUCCAAAACUUUUCCUUUUAGUUAUACUCUUAAUUCUUAAACCCUAAANCCCCCCCCCCCCCCCCCCCCAACUCACCGUCCCGGCUUCCCAUACUCUGACCGGAAUUUGAAUCGAAUUGGAAAUGAAAUGAAGGCGGCGACGAUGAAUCGGAGAUUCGCAACAGUAUGGUCCCGUUUGAUUCACAAUCAGCUCCGACCAAUUAUCACACCGCCGUCUCCGGCGGCGGGGACAUCCAAUCCAGCGGUUGUUCUGCGGCCUCCGUUUCUGUCUCAGUCGCAUUUUCCGCCCGCUCCACGCUUCUUCUCGUCUGCAUCGUAUCGUGACAGGCAGUGGCAGGGGAAGUUUGAAGACUCUCUGUUCCAGGAACGGAGGGAUUUGCUUAAGGAGAAGGAGGAGAGGUUGAAGCAGGGGCUGGACACGGCCGACCUAGAUGCUCGUGUCGCGGAGCUCGACAAGCGCGAGGAGAGUCUGAAGAAGUCCGCCCCCUCGUACGGAGAACCUACUGACUCUGAUUCGGAUGAUGACGAUGAACAAUGGGGUUCUGAAGCCCUGGAGAGACGGUGGGUUGUGUUCGAGAAGAAGUUUGAGCACCAUGAACGGCUCCUUAAAAAUUUCACUGCUGCUAAGACUCUUGAUGAAGCACACAAAUGGAUGCAUAGAAUUGAUAAGUUUGAGGAGAAGCACUUCCCUCUCAAACCAGAGUACCGUGUGAUUGGUGAGCUUAUGAACCGGUUGAAAGUUGCUGAGGGUAAGGAAAAAUUUCUCCUUCAAGUGAAGAUAAACCGGGCACUUAGGAUGGUGAGAUGGAAGGAAGCCUAUGAUCCAAAUGAUCCGGCCAAUUAUGGAGUCAUUCAACGUCAGGUGGUUGGGUCCUCUGUUGAUGCUUCUGAGCGUGCUGAGUUUGAUGAGGAAGAGAAGACGACUAAAGGAGCAAAGAAUGACAGUGACAAUGAGUUAGAGUUUGAUGACAUGAAAGAAAGGGAUGAUAUACUGUUGGAGAAGCUAAAUGCAAUUGAUAAGAAACUUGAAGAAAAGCUGGCAGAACUUGAACACACCUUUGGGAGGAAGGGGAAGCAGCUCGAGGAGCAAAUUAGAGAUCUUGCUGAUGAGAGGAACUCAUUGACCGAGAAGAAGAGAAGGCCUCUUUACCGGAAAGGAUUUGAUGUGAAACCAAUUUGUAUCAAUAGGACAUCUAAGGUUACAAAGGGAGGAAGAAUUGCAAGGUACACUGCUCUCCUAGCAUGUGGGAACUAUAAUGGUGUCAUUGGUUUUGCAAAAGCAAAGGGUCCAGCAGCUCCAAUUGCCAUUCAAAAGGCAUAUGAGAAAUGCUUUCAGAAUCUCCAUUAUAUUGAGCGGCAUGAAGAACAUACCAUUGCACAUGCAGUUCAAACAAACUAUAAAAAUACUAAGGUAUAUCUCUGGCCGGCACCUACUCAAACAGGAAUGAAAGCAGGCAGAACUGUUCAAACAAUCCUAAAUUUAGCUGGUUUCAAGAAUUUGAAAUCCAAGGUUAUUGGCUCGAGAAAUCCUCAUAACACAGUUAAGGCCAUAUUCAAAGCUCUAAACGCUAUUGAGACACCAAAGGAUGUCCAAGAAAAGUUCGGCCGAACUGUCGUUGAGUCGUACCUACUACAAUAGUUGGGGACGAAGCAAAACAAGGGUUGUGUGUUCUUUUUGCCAAAAUCUUUAUAUUCAGCUGGAAGCAAACACAUAUGGCAUUGGCAUAUGUUCAUUUUUUGAAUGCAUUUGUUAACGAUAAUAAUCUAUAGAUGUGUGCUUUUUCAAUUGCCAAUGUCAAUUUGGUCUUUUUAUUCCUUUGGCUAGGUAGUUGUGGCAUUAGCUGUUUUGGGAGUUCUUAAGAUACAAUUUCCCAACCACUCUUUUGUUCUCGCUUUGUUUUAUUUGACUUUUUAUGAUCUCUAAUGCGAUAACUUGAUCAUUAA
Cuscuta campestris is the source of this 2004-nucleotide messenger RNA. The record is from the annotation of a GenBank genome assembly. NCBI's taxonomy places the organism in Eukaryota, Viridiplantae, Streptophyta, Magnoliopsida, Solanales, Convolvulaceae.